Hydractinia symbiolongicarpus is the source of this 1765-nucleotide messenger RNA. RefSeq names its product serine/arginine-rich splicing factor 5-like. Gene Ontology annotation, cellular component: ribonucleoprotein complex; cytoplasm; nucleus. The record is from RefSeq and is a predicted model, not a curated record. Gene Ontology annotation, molecular function: mRNA binding. The transcript has 8 exons. Bases 48 to 1457 code for a protein of 469 amino acids. NCBI's taxonomy places the organism in Eukaryota, Metazoa, Cnidaria, Hydrozoa, Anthoathecata, Hydractiniidae.
UCCAUUAUGUAAACUGCACUUAAUCUCUAGUUACAGAAUAAACAAACAUGUCUGACUACAGAGAUAGUCGUGGCUCAAGAGAUUUUGGUGCACCAAAACCAUUUGACCCAAGACCACCUCUACCAACUAAAAGUAUGAUGGGGAGUCGAAUUUAUGUUGGAAAGCUUCCAUCUGAUAUACGUGAAAGGGAAGUCGAGAAGAUUUUUGGUAAAUUCGGAAGAAUAAAGGAAGUGGCUUUGAAAGGCAAUUACUGUUUCAUUCAAUACGAAAGCUCACGGGGAGCAAAAGAUGCUGUAUAUGAAAUGAAUGACAGAAAUAUUUUUGGAGACAGAUUGCAAGUUGAGCAUGCCAGAACUCCCAAAGAGUUUGGUUUUCGUGCUCGUGGCGGUGGGGGAGGUUAUGGUGGCGGCUAUGGUUAUCGUGGAGGGUAUGGCGCAAGGAGUAGUGGAUAUGGCAGCAGUUCAAGGAGUUACGGUAGCCGACGAUCUCCGCCUUUGAGAAGUGAUUACAAACUAAGUGUUACAAAUUUGUCAACUCGAUGCGAUAGUCACGAUCUUAAAGCUGUGAUGGAAAAGGCUGGUGAAGUAUUUUACUCUGAUGCACACCGAAAAAGAGUUGGAGAGGGGAUUGUCGAGUUUGCAUCCAGGAAAGACAUGGAACGAGCAUUAAAAAAGUUAGAUGGACUAGAAAUCAAUGGCAAGCCAAUAAAGUUAGAAAUUGAGGAAUCACGCAGAUCUCGUCGAAGCCGUUCCCGUUCAGAUUCAAGAUCAAGGUCGCGUUCACGCUCAGAUUCCAGAACACCUGAAAGAAAACGUCGGCGCCGCUCAGCUUCUAAAUCAGGCUCAGACGAAGGUUCUGAUGACGAACGAUCAAAAAAAGAUGAAAAAAGCGACGACGAGGAGUUCGAAGAAGCCGAACGAAGUGUCAAACAGAAAAAAGAACGUCGUCGUAAAGAAGCUGGUGGAGACGGCGGCUCUGAUUCUGAAUCUGACGGUGAAGCUGAAGGUAAUGACGACGCUUCAAAAAGUCACAAGAGUGAUGAUGUCGCUAUGGAAACAGAUGCUGCAAAGAAGCAAGACGGUGAUAAAAAACUGGAGGAGGAUGACGAAGAUGUGGAAGAAGUUGAAGAAAUUGUCGAAGAGGUUAUUGAAGAAGAAGUUGAGGUGGAUGAGGACGAAUCUCAAGAUGGCGAACCUGUAGAAAAUAAUUCGAGCGUCGAACAAAAAGAAGAGACAAGUGAGAAAAAGCAAGUCGACGAAAAUAUAGAAAAAGAUCAAGCGGAGGAAGAAAAUCAAGAUGAUGAUGAAGAAGGUGAUGAAGAAGAACACAAUGCAACUGAAAAACGCGCUCGAGCAAAGAGAACACCGCCAACACGGACAACUCGCCGUAGCAGUAGGCGUAGUGCUGGGAAAGCUUCUCCGACGCAAAAUGGCGACGAAGAAGCGGAAGACGAAUAAGCCCGGCAGAGUCAUGUUUGUACAUAAUUGUAAAUGUUUAAGUGGGACAAUUUAAACUUUGCAUUACCCCAUUUCAGUGACAGUAUUAAAGUAGCGUUAAGAAGCUAACGUUUUUCAUAACAAGUUUUUUGGAUCAUUAAGUUUGCAUGCAGUUUGUGUCUGAUAUUACCUGAUUAAGUAUAAAAGAAACCGAAUACAGAUUUUUGUCUGAGUAAUGCCACUGCACACAGAAGAUAUAAUUCAACUUUUAAAAGAAAUAACGAUUUUGUAUGUUUUAACUAUGGUGAAAAUAAUAACUUUCAAACAAA